Pteropus alecto (black flying fox) is the source of this 3724-nucleotide messenger RNA. Its product is annotated as protein ZGRF1. Lineage: Eukaryota; Metazoa; Chordata; Mammalia; Chiroptera; Pteropodidae. The record is from RefSeq and is a predicted model, not a curated record. Gene Ontology annotation, molecular function: zinc ion binding; helicase activity. The transcript is spliced from 23 exons. Gene Ontology annotation, cellular component: site of double-strand break; nucleus. The coding region runs from base 116 to 3724 and encodes 1202 amino acids. Gene Ontology annotation, biological process: double-strand break repair.
AGGAAAUUGAACUUACUGGAAUAUAACCAAUGACUUCACAGAGUUUUAUACAGAACUGCAAACUCAGCUUUAUUAUCAAUUUAGGACGUGUGAAAGUGUUAACAUUUUCUCCAGCAUGUUAAAGCUUUGGCGAGCCGGGGAGCCCCUGAUGGCGGCAGUUUCACAAGCUAGACCCAAGUCUCCUCUGAACCGGAAUCCUCAGCAGUGCCCGGCUCCUGUGAUGCCAAAAGAAAAUGAAGCCGAACCACGUGAGUCCCUUUCAUUUCUGCAGUUUCCAGAUGAAGAAAACUUUCCAAAAGGAAGGGCUCGCUUUAAUGUUGAAGCCAAUUUUCAAGCAAUAGCUGAGUCUAGUGAGGACUCAAUUGAAAUUGAUUCAAUUUUAGAUUUUCCUUCUAAAGAUUCAGAAUAUUCACGACAUUUGGAUUACGAUUUUCCGUCAGCAGCGAGGACUUCAUGGGAAGCAAAUAAGGUGACGUCACCAGAGCAGAUGUCCACAGCAGGCCCUGUUUCUCCUUUUUCUCUGGACUUGGGAGAUGAAGACUGCACACAGGACUUCUCCGUGGAGUCCCUGGAAGCAAGGACCUCACCAGUAAUGAAAAAAUUCAGCUUUCUGGAGAAUAAGGACUUUCAAAGGCUUCCGUUAGAAAGUAGCGUGCGAGUUCCACUCGUCACGUUGCCACCUGCUGAUGGGCCCCCUGACCUGGAUCCUCAGUCCCAUGUGACCGGCUGUGACAGGCCAGAGUCCUCGGGUUCUCCCGUAUUCAACCUGUGUGAAGACUCAGUGACUCUUCCUUUCAGCCUUGGGCCUGAGGGCCAAAGAGAAGCUUCUUCGUUUAAGGGUUGCAGGGCAGUGACACCAGGGGGCGACUCACUUCUCAGAAACAUGUCUGCUCAGAGCAAGUGGCUGAAAUAUCAAAACACACCCCAGUGCAACUUGCCGAAACGGAGCAGACUGGACACGGAAGUCACAGGUGGCUUCUUCGCCGAGUCUGUCUCGGGCGGGUGUUUUGGUGACAUGGGUGAAAGGCAGAGCGACGCCGUGAGGGGACGCUCUUUGGAUGCCGUGCACGUGCGGAUGAUACGAGGCAUGCUCCGUCAGCAGCAGCAGGGCGUCAGUCACGACUGGGUGAGCGGAGGGAAAGCACCUUCUCUGAAUUUAAAGCAGACUUCCAGGACCGAGGAAACUCAGACGGAGCCGGGCGGGCCUGCCUGCCGUGAGCACGCUGCGACGGGGCGCUCACAGGAGAUAAGUGACUCUGAGCUGUGCUUCCCGAGCGGGCAGAAGGUGAAGUCCGCUCGCCUCCCCCGGCGGCAGACGUGCAUUCCAGCUGUCUUUCAGUCUCCUGCCCAUUACAAGCGGCUCUUUGCGUCCUGCCUCAUAGAACAUCUAAAUAUAUUGCUGUUUGGGCUGGCACAAAGGUUGCAUGAAGCUCUUGCAAAAGUCGACAUAUCAUUUUACACGUCAUCAAAGGGAGAGAAACUGGAAGAUGUGGAAAAUAACGUGCCAUCCUGUCAUCACCGUCAGCCUGCGAAACUCGUCAUGGUUAAAAAGGAGGGUCCGAAUAAGGGCCGUCUUUUUUACACCUGCCAUGCACCCAAAGCUGCCCAAUGUAAGUUCUUCAAGUGGCUUGAGGAAGCGACCCCAGGACACUCAACGCGGGAGGCAUCUGCCUCCCGCACGGUGUUGAGUGAUGUGAAGAGCAUCGGCUUGUACCUAAGGAGUCAGAAAAUACCCUUCUACGAGGAGUGUCAGCUUCUGGUGAGGAAAGGAUUUGAUUUUCAAAGAAAACAGUAUGGCAAACUAAAGAAGUUUAGGACCGUAAAUCCUGAAUUUUAUAAUGAACCUAAAAGCAAACUUUAUCUUAAGCUGAGUCGGAAGGAAAGUUCUUCGACUUACAGCAAAGAUGACCUUUGGGUGGUUUCCAAAACGCUCGACUUUGAGUUGGACACUUUCAUUGCGUGCAGCGCCUUCUUCGGACCGUCAUCCACCAAUGAGGUGGAGCUGCUGCCUUUGAAAGGUUAUUUCCCCUCCAGCUGGCCCACUAACAGGGUUUUUGGAGCAGGAAAGAGUUAUUUGCUGGCAGUGGUGGUUUUGUUCUUCGUGCGGCUGUUUGAGCAGAGUGAAACUCCUACAAGUGGAAACGCAAGACCGUGGAAACUUCUGAUUGCUUCUUCCACUAAUGUGGCUGUCGACAGAGUCCUCCUUGGGCUUCUCAGUCUUGGAUUUGACAAGUUUGUCCGCGUCGGGAGCGUGAGGAAGAUCGCCAAGCCGGUCUUACCUUACAGCUUGCACGCCGGCUCCGGAAACGCGAGCGAGCAGUUGAAGGAGCUGCACGCACUAAUGAGAGAAGACCUGACUCCGCUGGAAAGACUCUACGUGAGAAGAAGCAUCGAGCAGCACAAGCUGGGCACCAAUAAGACCCUGCUGAGGCAGGUUUGUGUCGUCGGGGUCACCUGUGCGGCCUGCCUGUUCCCGUGCAUGAAUGACCUGCGGUUCCCUGUGGUGGUGCUGGACGAGUGCAGCCAGGUGACAGAGCCGGCCUCCCUCCUCCCCAUCACCAGGUUUGAAUGUGAAAAGCUGAUCGUUGUUGGAGACCCCAAACAGCUUCCUCCGACUAUUCAGGGUUCCGAAGCAGCUCAUGAAAAUGGGUUGGAACAAACCCUUUUUGAUCGACUUUGCUUAAUGGGCCACGAGCCAGUUCUGUUGAGAACCCAGUACCGCUGUCACCCUGCAAUCAGUGCUGUCGCCAACGACCUGUUUUAUGGCGGGGUCCUGGUGAACGGUGUUUCGGAGGCGGACAGGGCGCCUUUGCUGGCAUGGCUGCCUACCCUGUGCUUCUACAGCGUUCGUGGGCUGGAGCAGACUGAAGGAGAUAACAGCUUUCACAAUGUGGCGGAAGCCGCUUUUACACUCAAGCUGAUCCGGGCCGUGCUCGCGAGCGGAGUGCCGGGCUCCGCGGUGGGUGUGAUAACGUUGUACAGGGCCCAGAUGUGCAAGCUCUGUCACUUGCUCAGGGACGCGGACUCCGACUCGCCCGAAGUCAAAGCUGUGCAGGUGUCCACAGUAGAUGCCUUCCAGGGAGCUGAGAAGGAGAUCAUCAUUCUGUCCUGUGUGCGGACGCGACAGGUCGGCUUCAUCGAUUCAGAAAAGAGAAUGAACGUCGCACUGACCCGAGGGCGGAGGCACCUGCUGAUCGUGGGGCACCUGGCCUGCCUGCGGGGGAGCCGGCUGUGGGGGCGCGUCAUCCAGCACUGCGCAGGGCGGGAAGAUGGGUUGCAGCAUGCAAGCCAGUGUGAGCCACAGCUGGACCUUCUCCUUAAAGAUUAUUUCGAAAAGCAAGCAGAAGAAAAACAGGAGGAAAAGAGUGAAAAGGACAAAUCUCGUUUACAGAAAGGGGAAGUGAAACCCGUGUCCGUACAGAAGCUCGCACGCGACUGCAGCGGUUUUAUUCGUCACUGUCCGGAACUGCAAGCACCGGAAAUGCGCUUCGCCGGUGAAGGUAUCCGCGGACACAGCCGCUCGAGGCGGCUCCCCUCGGCCUUAGAGACCAAGAUCCCGGAUGCAGUGCCCUCGACUGAGGGACCGGACUCGCAGGGCUGCCUUCUGCGCGAGUCUCACCCACGACGGUGUGCCGAGGCAAAGGCACAGGGACAGGACAGGCUCCCUGCUCCCCCGGGCGGGGCUGCCUGUGCCUCCCACGACUCCGCGCUGUUCGGCUACUGA